AUGAUAAAAGGUACAGGCCAUUCUAGAGUACCCAUAACCAAAGAAGGUAUGCCAGUUGAGGAGAUUUUUAGAGCAAAUGUUCUGGAGCCAAGGGAAAUUUUGCUAAAUGACCCAACAACAAUAACGGAAUCAGGGAUAGCAAAUACCCAGGACACAGUCGUUGUUGUUCAUGGACACCAAGCUAGUGCUUUUAAUUCACUCAAUCCAACUUUAAAGAAUGCUUAUCUACAAAACUAUGAAGUGAACGUGAUUGUAGUUGACUGGUCAAUAUAUGCCAGAAUGAGCUAUUCAUUGGCUGUGUCGGCAGUGCCUAGUGUUGGAACAUAUUUAGGAGAUCUUAUCUCAAUCUUAAUAAAUGCUAAUCUGGUGGAACUGAAUAGAUUACAUCUAAUUGGGUUCAAUCUAGGUGCACAUGUUGCUGGUUUUGCUGGAAGGAAACUGCAAGGCCAAGUUGCAAGAAUAACUGGUUUGGAUCCUUCUGGAAAACAAUGGGGUAGCAAUUCAGGCCGAUUGUCUUCUUCCGAUGCACGCUACGUAGAAAUCAUUCAUACUGAUACAAAUGGUAUUUUUGCUAAUGGCAUCGGCACUGCUUUAGGCCACAUUGACUUUUACCCUAACGGUGGUAGCAAUCAACCAGGUUGCCUUCUCUCCAACUCUUGCAGCCAUAAUCGCGCCUGGGAAUUUUUCGCAGCCACAUUACUUGCAAACCACCAACUAGUAGGAAAUAACUGUGCAUCGACUUCACAAUUAGUUUUGAAUCGGUGUAACGGUGAUCGUCUUGCAAUGGGAUCAAACGAAUACACUAAAUUGGGUUUACCAACAAUCAGUCACAGGAUGUUUUUCGGUAUAAAUAGCUUUAUAGGACUUGAGGAAGCAAUUGCAGCAGCCACAGCAGAUAGUGAUGAUGACCGUGAAUAUGAUUUGGUGAUAAUACCACCUGAUUCAAGUGUCGUGACUGACGAAGAGGAAGGGUCUGAUGAAGCUAUGGUGACGUAUACGUUGUCACGAGAUUUGCACCGAAAUAUUAAGGUUAUGGUACGCGAUGAAGGUACUUUUUCAUCCUACUAUGAUUUCAGUGACGAAGAACUAUUGGCCAAAAACGAGUUCGUCGGAAGCCUAACAUUCAGCAGUGGCUGUAAACUUCAGCCUCGAGAAAAUGUUCACCAUCCUAUACUUUUGGCCAUCAGCAUACGUCUGAGGUGCAAAACAAACAAAUUGCUAUAA
Messenger RNA from Parnassius apollo (apollo), 1224 nucleotides. The record is from the annotation of a GenBank genome assembly. Lineage: Eukaryota; Metazoa; Arthropoda; Insecta; Lepidoptera; Papilionidae.